UACAUUUCUCAAAUCUCGCUUUCGUUCCAAAAUGUUACCCAGUGUCAAUAAAGGAUAUAAUGAGAUUAAAAGAAUUUGUCAAUAAAUAUCACCGUCUAUGUGUGUUAACUGGAGCAGGAAUAUCCACGGAAAGUGGUAUUCCAGAUUACAGAUCAUUCAAGGUCGGUCUUUAUGCCAGAAGCAAUCGCAAACCAAUUCUUUAUAAGGAAUUUUGUGAUAGCGAAGCAACGAGAAGACGGUACUGGGCUAGAAAUUAUAUUGGAUGGUCAAGGUUUUCCUCUCUUAAACCAAACAUUACACACGAGCUAUUAAAACAUUUAGAAUAUAUUGGAAAGGUGGGAUGUAUCGUUACACAGAAUGUAGAUAAUUUACAUUUAAAAGCAGGAAGUAAGAAAGUGAUUGAGCUGCAUGGAACAGCGUUCAGAGUAAUGUGUUUAAAUUGUGAUCAUAAGAUAAGCAGAUACUAUCUUCAAAGAGUAUUUCAAAAACUCAAUCCUUCUAUGAUUGCAACUACCGAGAUGAUAAGACCUGAUGGUGACGUAGAAUUGUCACAGACACAAGUGGAAGGCUUUAAUGUUCCUACUUGCGAUAAUUGUGGUGGCAUAUUGAAACCAGAUAUCGUAUUCUUUGGGGACAAUGUACCACACGAGAAAGUACAAAACGUGAAAGCUAAUGUAGAGAGUUUAGAUGCUUUGCUAAUUUUAGGAACGACUCUUAGUACAUUCUCCGCAUACAGAAUAGUAUUGCAAGCGAUUGAUGCCAAGAAGCCAAUAGCAAUAGUAAACAUUGGCGAGACUAGAGCUGAUAAAUGUGUAAAUUUAAAAGUGGAAGGAAGAUGUGGAGAUAUUCUACCAAAGAUUUGGCAACUUAAUGUCUCAAAAGAUUGUAUAUGA
Molecule: messenger RNA, 893 nt
Organism: Cyphomyrmex costatus
Lineage: Eukaryota; Metazoa; Arthropoda; Insecta; Hymenoptera; Formicidae
Gene: Sirt4
Product: NAD-dependent protein deacylase Sirt4
Exons: 4
Coding region: 60-893 (277 amino acids)
Cellular component (GO): mitochondrial matrix
Molecular function (GO): NAD+ binding; histone deacetylase activity, NAD-dependent
Source: RefSeq, a predicted model, not a curated record